ACACAAAGUGUGUUGAACUAAACCCGCGCGGUAAGAGCCGUAAAACAAACAAAAACAAACUUCACGUUUUUUAAUGUUGUGAAACGCAUAUGCACGUUUGUUUUUUUUCUCCGUUACAAACUAACAGCGCGGCAUGACAGACGGUUAAAACUGUGAAACAGGUCUGUGUGUCAGCGCAUCUCCCUCUGUGUGUUUCCGGGUGGCGCGAGUCUACUCCGGUGCAUCCCAGCUAGCAUCAAUCGGUUCAGCCUCCCUCCGCCAUCCAGCCACAACAACAGCUACCGGAGGCCGGGACACCAAACAGUUAUUGACCGAGACACAUCUGUUAUUGAUGUCGUAAAGCUGAAACCGGGCAGCGGGAAGGAGUCAUGGCGGCGUCGCUUCUCUCCGAGACCGACAUUAGGCACCGGUCCAUGGCGGAGGAGGAUCCGAACGGGAACGAGCACGGGGCGGCUGCACGCAGCGCGGAGCCUCGCUGGGGACCGCAGCACGCCGGGGCCCGACACUUGGCACGGCUCUACUCUCCCGGUAAGCGGCUCCAGGAGUGGGUGUGUGUGAUUCUGUGCCUCUUCCUCUUCAUCAUCAACUUGUCCUUCCUCCUCCUGCACUUCUCCACCGCUCAUGUCUACAAGAUCAUCCCCGGCAUCGUCCUAGGAAUAGUGACAGCAGACUUUGCAUCAGGGAUGGUACACUGGGGGGCGGAUACCUGGGGAUCUGUGGACAUCCCUGUUUUUGGAAAGGCAUUUAUUCGUCCAUUCAGGGAGCACCACAUUGAUCCAACCGCCAUCACGCGCCACGACUUCAUUGAAACCAAUGGCGACAACUGUAUGAUCCCCGUCCUGCCGCUGGCUCACAUGGCCUACAAGUUCCUCACAUACACACCAGAGGCCGUGGCGGCGUCCUAUCCUUGGGACUGCUACGUCUUCGCCCUGGCGGUCUUCGUGACUCUGACCAAUCAGAUUCAUAAGUGGAGCCACUCCUACUUCGGCCUCCCGCGCUGGGUCACGCUGCUCCAGGACUGGCAUCUGGUGUUGCCACGGAAGCAUCACCGCAUCCACCACGUGUCUCCGCACGAGACGUAUUACUGCAUCACUACAGGUUGGUGUAACUAUCCCCUGGACCAGCUGGGCUUUUGGAGACGAAUGGAGCAAUUGAUCAAACGUCUCACAGGGCACAAGCCGCGAUCAGAUGACCUGGCGUGGGCCAAGAAGAUCGACAGAUAAACGCGCAAACACACGGCCGCCGGAUGGACGGGCGGACAGUUGGGCUUGCCGAUGAAAACAUCUAGAGACGGAGACGGAUGGGGAAAACACAUACACAUGCAUGUUACUCAUGUCUUUGUGCUUUGUGCUUUUCUGCUGAAGAGCGAACAUUCAAAGAAACUGUUUUUGCAAAAAGAAAAAUCAAAGAUGGUUCGAGGGAUUUCUGUCCGUGCUGGAGUCUGCAGUAUAACGAGCUUCAAACGUACGAGGUGAAAACAUUACUAGAUUAUAACUAUAUAAUUAUAUAUAAUUAUAGUAGCCAAUCAGCUUGUAGUCCUGUUUAACCAAUGAGAUGUGUGGGUGUAGGAGGUUUCUGGAGGUUGGGCUCUCCAGAAGUUACACCGCACUGCCUGUUGCAGGCAGCUUCUUACACACACGCACACACACACACACUCACUCACACACGUACACAAACAAGUUUGAAAGUCUCUUCUAUUUCUUCUCGUCUUCUUUUUUUCUGGCCCACCCUGGAAACAUCACCAUUCUCUUUAAAUUCUCACGUCUGUUACACACAAGAAGGUGAAAAUGGGAUGAUUGUGAGGAUCCAUUAAGACACUGAUAACUCCCCUCUUUUGUGUCUGUGCUUGGUGAUCUCUACAGGCCAGACAAGACUUUGGGAGGACAAACAUGUGGAGAAAGGUUUGAUAAAAUACAUACUGUAGCUUCCAUAGAAACGUAUAGCACUAAUAUAGAUAGGUCAACAGGCAUGUUGCAGAUGCAGACUUACACAUGUGCAUUUCUCAUUGAUCCUUUUGUACAGAAAGAUGGUGUUUUUUUUGUAGCAUUAGGAGUUCACCUCUAAAUGUAUAGAAACCUCUAAAGAACAUAUUUACUGCAUAAAAACUGUUCAGCAAAAAGCCGUUUUAAGGAGGUUUAAUACGAAAAUGUAUUUCACUUGAAUCCAGACGAGUUCAGAAUUUUUCGUAUUCCUUGUCUCUUUGUAUAUAACAUUUUCAGUGAGGACAUGCACUCUGAAUGAAAGCUACAGUGCGGUCGGAUUUCCGUCUUUCUCGACAGACAGAAAAGGGGACACAGCUGAACUUGUAACUGGCGGUAUAGAAGGUUUAAAGCAGGCGAGCCUGUUUCUCAAAGUUAACAAAAUCCCCCUACCAGCGCCUCUAAAGCUCACAAAUGUAUAUGUUAUAUACCUUGUUGGUUUAAUCUGUACAAAGCCAAAGAUUCUGUUACCUUCGAGCAGAGCCAGGCCAGCUCUUUUCCCCUGUUUCCAGUCUGUGUGCUAAGCUAGCGUUGUGGCGAUAGCGUCCUAUUUAGCGUACAGUCGUGAGAAUAUUAUGUUAUCAAAAUACAACAACUAAGAUGAAAUGGAGAAAGUCUGGCAUGAAGUCUGGAUGACAGGUUGAUGUUCAUAUAUAAACUUUAAGUCUCUUUGCUCCAUUUGAACAGAAAUGGACACAGAAAGAAGCAGAAACGUCUUGUCAUCGGUGGUAUAUCCUUACUGUACAGAAAUCUAUCCAGCAGAAGCUCCGUUUCUUGGAGGAUGCUUUCGGCUUCCCCCAAAGGCUAUCAAAUAAGCCUACAUGUGUAGUUAGCGUUAGCUUUCCACCUCCACACUGGACGAGCCGGGGCAGGAAAGCACAGCUUGUUGUUGCCUCCUAGUCCAGCAUCAUUCUGCAUCACUACAAUUUGUUUUUAUUCAGGAUUUUAUGCAGUUCAGACACUAUUUCCUAAAGCACUUCUUAGUUGUUUAAAUUCUUAAGAGAGCUUGAAAAAUCCUUUUUUAUAUUUAUUUCUCAACAGAUAACCAUUUUGCAUUGUUCAUACCGUUUGAAAAAAAAACACCCAAAUCCCCUUGUAGAAAAGACAAAGAAAUUUCGUCAGCAGUUGUGCGAGAUGCUAAUUGGUGCCGCUGUCUGCCACACUGUGCAACUGUAAAUACUAAACACACAACAACAAGGAAUGUUUCACAAACCUCUGAAUCAGAGUGAUACGCAUGGCAACAUUCUUACAUCAGUCUGUGUCAGCUGAUGUGGAAGAGGAAAAGGGAAUUCUUUUUUUAUUGCACAACAGAAGAAAAAAAAAUUGGUUAGCUAGUUGCUUAUUAGGUGCAAAUAAUGUAUCUCUGAUUUUUGUUUAUGUUGCGUACAAUGACACAUGCACUUUAGUUUGCUGUUACUAACUCUAAACUCGCUGCUCGACUUGUAGUUUAUUUCUAGGCUGGAAAUCCCUUCAGUUGCAGAAGGUCAAUAAUAACAGCACUUCAUUGUUUUACUCAGUAAAUGUCUGAAAAUGUGUCCUGCAAUCACUCGUUCACUCGUGUGUUUUCUCUGGCUUUAUCAUUUUCUAUUUUUUUAUGAAGCCUUGUACAGUUCCAUUUUGACGUUCCAUUUCGCUGCUCGUCUUGCCUUAAUGUUUUUAUCUGCUCUUUGAUUUAAAUAAAGGUUUAUGAACAUG
Anarrhichthys ocellatus (wolf-eel) is the source of this 3674-nucleotide messenger RNA. RefSeq names its product transmembrane protein 189 (gene peds1a). Bases 369 to 1223 code for a protein of 284 amino acids. NCBI's taxonomy places the organism in Eukaryota, Metazoa, Chordata, Actinopteri, Perciformes, Anarhichadidae. Gene Ontology annotation, molecular function: oxidoreductase activity. The record is from RefSeq and is a predicted model, not a curated record. The transcript is spliced from 6 exons.